AUGGAUCCACUAUCGAUCAGUUCCAGCGUUAUUGCGAUCGCAACAUUAGCCGCUCAAGUCUGUUCCAAGUUGUCGGAACUACGAGCCUUGUACAAGUGUCUGCCUGGUCGGCUGCACGCUGUCAACAAUGAGGUUGCUGAUCUGGAAGUAGUCCUCCUGGAAGUUGCCUUUGUGGUGAAAAAGCGGCAGACCUUUCUAGAGAAGGAACUAUCCUCCAUUCCCCACCUCUUGAAACAGGCACAUACCAAGCUGAAUGAGCUGAAGGCUAUUGUUUGCAAACUCACUGCUGUCUGCCGUGCGGGACGAGUGCCCAUAUCUUUGGUUCUUUCCUGGCGGAAGGAGGAGCAGACCAAGUUGCAGGUGCUGCAAGAUGAUCUUCGAACAAUCAAGAGCAGCUUAAAUAUCAUGCUCGGGGCUUCAAACUCGCAUGAUAUGAUGAAAAUCCGUCUGGAAAUCGAGUCGUUUUCUACAAUAACAGCACAUUCAAUGCAGCAGCAACAGGUUGCGUUGCAAAACCAUUUUAGCGGCGCUCUUGUGGCAGUUAACGAGCGCAUAGCACGGGUAGAAGAGAUGCUUCGUGAGCAGGCCCUUCAAGUCAGUGAAAGCCAAACCGUCCAGGUGGGCUCGUCAUACAUUGCAUCUCAACCUCGUCGAAGACUGCCAGGGAUAUCUAAACCCACCGUGCUAGCCGCUUCCCCGCGCUCGGAGGGUAUCGGUGUGAGAGUCGCACCAUUCAUCGUUACCUGCGGACCAAAGUGCAUUUGCGCAUGCCAUCGUGAGAAGAAGUCAGCGACUCCUGCAUUCCUUGACCGAGUGGUUGGACGGCUUUUUGUCGGAUACUCUGGAAUUCCCGCCUUUAGUCCGAGAUGUACUGUCGAUACCUGCCAAAAGUUACGAGCAAGUCAAGUCAGCCUGGAGUACUGGUUCCCGAUCGGCUUCUGGUCGUCCACAAUUGUUAGAAUGCAGGUGGGCUAUCAGCCUAAUGUUGGAUCACUGUUGCAGUUGGAUACGCUGAGACGAGUGCCGGACACCGCGCAGUGCGUGAACUUUGCUCUCAACGGGGAUAUUGAGGGCUUGAAAUACCUCUUUACUCAUGGCCUCGCCUCUCCGCGGGACGUCAGUACCACUCGAGGAUACUCCGUCCUUCGAUGGGCGCUGUACGGAAAACAAUAUGAGACUUGUGAGUUCCUUAUUCAUGCUGGCGCAGACCCAGAUUACAGACCCAUCGCCGCAAGCGACAAUAGUCCGAAAAACAAAGCUUGCCAUUUCCUUCUCGAAGGGGGGCUGCCAGACAAUGCCGUCAAGGCUCUUCGCACGAUAACAAAAGGCGGAUACUUAGAUGAGUUCAUCGAGAACUCCAAUUUUACCCAGACUCACAAGAUUGUCCUAGGCCUAUCCCUGAACAACCUGGAGGAGGAGAUUAUUCAACAUCCUGAGGAUAUCAACGCUGUUGAUGCAAUGGGCCGGACUCCACUAGCUUGGGCAGCAGCAAGAGGGGACACUCGAGCGAUCGUCACUCUGCUAAGUCAGGGAGCUGACCCCAAUAUCAUGGAUGUGCAACUCUCAGGCCCCUUAUCAAAUGCAGCGGCUCAAGGUCAUACUGUCAGUGUUCGUCUUCUCCUAGAAGCUGGUGCAUAUCCCGAUACCGCCAAAUUCACCGGAGUGAAAAAAGGGAGCCCUCUCAACUGUGCCGCACGAAAUUCUCGAAGUGUCGUCUUGCUCAAGAGUCUUUUAGACUUUGGAGCAGAGGUAGAUGCCUCUGGGACAGAUGGCAAAACUGCCCUCCUCCAAGCGGCACGUAUCGACAAUCCCAGUUUUGCUAUGCUCUUGCUGGAAUAUGGAGCGGAUAUCAACGCCACUGCUGCCGAUGACUCGACCCCUCUUACGACUGCAAUUACCUAUAACAGCCACAAUGUCCUUCGACUGAUCCUUGAUCGUUGGCAUGAGUACUCGUCUUGUCCCCGUCUCAAGGGACCGCAUCUUUUGCAGAUUGUCGCGCUGUAUGCUGAUUUGGAGACCAUUAACAUUCUCACGGGAACUGACCAUUUCCGGGCGAAGUAUGACAAUCGAUAUACUCAUGGGGAUUUCUCUGAUCACCUGCGCCAGCGGCCCGAUUUCACAGAAAAUUUGGCGGCUGCGUUCGAUGAGCUGCUGACCAUCAUUAAUCAGCGACCAGCUGUGGAUGAGUCGCUGGACAGCCUGAUGGAGGCUGGAUUUUUCUCUUGUUUACCUUCCCGAGUCAACUCGCAACAGGAAGAUAUGCUCCAAGAGCCCGGCAGUCCUGCCAGCUCGGAUAAGAGCUUUGCAGAUGCAUUGGAGUACCUGUCUAUAUCUUCAGAUGGCCAGAUGAAGGCAUGA
Aspergillus luchuensis is the source of this 2358-nucleotide messenger RNA. RefSeq lists its product as uncharacterized. The coding region runs from base 1 to 2358 and encodes 785 amino acids. The transcript is spliced from 2 exons. Gene Ontology annotation, molecular function: protein binding. NCBI's taxonomy places the organism in Eukaryota, Fungi, Ascomycota, Eurotiomycetes, Eurotiales, Aspergillaceae. The record is from RefSeq and is a predicted model, not a curated record.